AAUAAAAUAGAAAAGAAAUCAAAUCUAUUGCGAGAAGGGAGCGCCAUCGCGUUUCUAUCCUAAAUCUCACCAUUUUCCCUGCCAUAAUUCUCACUCUCAGCAAUUUUAUUUUCCAUCAAACUCAUUGUUGUUGUUGUUCUUGAAUCUGCACUGAGACCUAAACAUGAGCAUGUCGGGAUCUGACAUGGUAACCAGGGACCAAUUCUCGGUUGGGAUGCACAACCCUCAAUCCCAACCUCAACAACAACAACCUCAACUUCAUCAAAACAUGCGUAUGGACUAUGCUGCUGCUGAUGGGGCCGCGGUUUUCGGCGCCCCUACCAUCAACAUCAACAACAUCAACGGGGGUGAAUCCUCUCCAGUGAGUGUGCCUCCGGGCUUGGGCCUGGGCCAUACCCAUCCCCAGGGCAUGGUGGAUAACUCCACUGAGACACUCAAGAGAAAGAGGGGAAGGCCCAGGAAAUACGGGCCUGAUGGUGGCAUGGCUUUGAGCUUGAACACUACCUCUCCUCCUGGUGGGGCCUCGGUACCUGUUGGCCAUUCCGGUGGGGCAUUUCCGACGGCUCCUCUCUCUGAUUCUGCCUCUGCCGGUACCGGGAAGCGUAGGGGCAGACCUCGUGGUUCUGUUAACAAGAAUAAGAAAAGCUCAAAGUUUUCUGGGCCAGGAGGUUUCUUUACUCCGCAUGUCAUUACCGUGAAAGCUGGAGAGGAUUUGUCAGCAAGAAUUAUGUCAAUUUCCCAGAGUGGUUCUAGAAAUGUUUGCAUCUUAAGUGCAAAUGGAUCCAUAUCUAAUGUGACACUUCGACAGCCUGCAUCGUCUGGUGGAACUGUGACUUAUGAGGGGCGAUUUGAGAUCUUAUCACUUGGUGGUUCUUUGUUUCUUACUGAAAAUGGUUCUCAUGGCGGAAGAACUGGAGGCCUGAGUGUGUCCUUGUCAGGGCCAGACGGCCGCGUUUUGGGGGGUGGAGUCGCAGGCCUUUUGGUGGCUGCCUCCCCUGUUCAGAUUGUUUUGGCUAGUUUUGUUUCCGAUGGCAAGCAAUCCAAGUCUGCAAAGCGGAUGAGGAAUGUAUCUGCAGCAGAAAAGGUUGCCACAGCUGGUGGCCAAAGCAGCUCACCAUCAAGGGGCACUCUGAGUGAAUCUUCAGGUGGGGUCGGGAGUGGGAGCCCACUAAACCAAAGCACAGGAGACUGCAUCAACAAUAUCAACAAUAUCAACAGCACCACCCCAACGCCAGGCUUUUCAGGCAUGCCCUGGAAGUAAACUUGACUCUUCACUCAUCACUGUUUUCUGUAGUGUCACAUCAGGUUCUACUCACUUGUCAUGGUAUUACUCAUUGAAGACACCUGUUACAUUAGCUUUGUGUAAUGUUAGUUGGAGGAUGAACAUUUGAGGGAUAAUACAUAUGAUCUUGUAGCUUAAUUUGGUUAGAUAUUGCGACAGAUACUAGUGUAUGUGCUCUUGGGUGAUUCACGAGAUUCUGGCAGAAUGUAGUUGUGUUCUAGGACCAUCGUGUAGGAUCAUGAUUAGAUAGCGGAGACUUUCUCAUCUGUUUUAUUGGAAUUUGUUGUCGGUCCAUGUGUCCAAACUUUCUCCUGUUGCCCAGUUGUUUGGUGGUAAUAAUACUUAAUCUAGUUAGUCUCUCA
This is a messenger RNA of Vigna angularis (adzuki bean), 1644 nucleotides long. RefSeq names its product AT-hook motif nuclear-localized protein 10. Gene Ontology annotation, molecular function: minor groove of adenine-thymine-rich DNA binding. The coding region runs from base 164 to 1261 and encodes 365 amino acids. NCBI's taxonomy places the organism in Eukaryota, Viridiplantae, Streptophyta, Magnoliopsida, Fabales, Fabaceae. The record is from RefSeq and is a predicted model, not a curated record. The transcript has 6 exons.